Messenger RNA from Betta splendens (Siamese fighting fish), 5841 nucleotides. RefSeq names its product sphingomyelin phosphodiesterase 3 (gene smpd3). NCBI's taxonomy places the organism in Eukaryota, Metazoa, Chordata, Actinopteri, Anabantiformes, Osphronemidae. Gene Ontology annotation, cellular component: extracellular region; cytoplasm. Gene Ontology annotation, biological process: sphingomyelin metabolic process. The transcript is spliced from 11 exons. Gene Ontology annotation, molecular function: sphingomyelin phosphodiesterase activity. The record is from RefSeq and is a predicted model, not a curated record. Bases 602 to 2770 code for a protein of 722 amino acids.
CUCCUCUCAGUCUGACAGCCAGUCCGCUCGCUGGGUUGGUUCGCAGAUAUCAGCUGGUCCGCGGACACCUCGAAGCCCGCUUAUUGGCGCUCAGCACCGGACGAUUCAGAAGAAGAGGAAGAAAAACAAAUAUCUGCACAGUUGACACAUCGGCUGGAGCCCAUGAGGGAGGCAUUUCCAACAACAUCAGCUUCACAGAAGUAGAUGAGUUGGGGAAUCUGCUGAGAGAUCCUGUUGAAGUACUGAUGGUUAAUGGCGGCCACUUGCGCACAAACAUCAAGGCAAAGCAUCUCAUCAUGGCAACCUCCCGCCUCCUGAAUGUGUUUCUCGAUCCUUCCUGUAGCGGGUGUAGUCUCUGAAGGCGUGACCAGACCAGGACAAGCUGUGACACUAAAUAAAUCAUCAAACCAUGUAGAGCACCUUUCUCCAAGGAGGGGGGAGGGUCUACAGCUAAUCUGAUUUGUAUUUUAUCCAUUUGUAUCUAUGUGAUCUGGAACACAUUGCCUUCAUUAGUGUGAAGCGUUUAUGUGGGAGUGGACAGAACGUGUGAGCUGAGGAGAAAGCGAAAAAGAGUAACCGAGAGCGAGAACGAAGACAAGCGAUGGUCCUGCACACCACCCCUUUCUCCAGUGCCUGUCUGCACUUCCUGGAUGGAUUGUCAUGGAGCCUGGUCUUCCCUUGCUACUGCCUGCUGGACCGGCUCUUGGCCUCCUGCGUAGCCACGUCGCUGGAGAAGCGCCAGCGCUCCCAGGACCCCUGCUCCUUCCUCACGCUGUGCGUCCUGCUGUCUGCACCCCUGUACCUGCUCCUCCUCGUCGCCUCCCUGCCUUUCGCCCUGCUGGGUUUCAUCAUCUGGGCUCCCCUGCAGGCUGUCCGCCAACCCUACCUAUACACCUACCGCAGACUAGACAAAACCCAGGCCGAACUGGCAGAUCCAGGCGGUGUAGGAACCGGGGAAUGGAGGUCGCUGGGCAGGAGCUUCUGCUUCUGCAGUGCAAACGUUUGCCUGCUGCCUGACUCUCUGGCUAGAUUUAACAACCUGUCAGACACCCACAGGAGAGCACGCGAGCUGGGGAAGAGAAUCUGCAAUGGUGCUAGUCGGCCUCAGAUCAAAAUCUACAUCGACUCACCUACCAACACUUCCAUAAGUGCGGCAUCCUUCAGCAGCCUUGCUACAGGUUUCCGUCGUACCUCCUCCCUGGACCAGCGUCCUGACCAAACACACACCACCAAUGGCCCAGCCGACACUGAAACCGAACCCCUCACCGAGUGCCCAAUCCACUCCUCAGGUGCCACGGACUGCCCCAUUCACCCUGCUCCCAGAGAGCAAGGCUCCUCCGAAUGCGCGCUUCACUCAGAUGGAGCAGACACUGCGGCAGAUUGCCCCCUCCACUCUGCGAGUGCGAACAACAACUCAGAAUGUCCUGUUCACACCUCAGGGGAGUCUCCAGACUGUCCAAUGCAUUCCACGAGCCCACAGGGUGACUCUAGCCACCAUGACUGCCCCAUACAUUGUGAAGGAGUCCAGUCAAAAUCCUCCACAGACUGCCCAUUUCAUGCUUCAGGGGUUCAAAUCAGCAUCAGUGCUCCAGAGCCCGACCCCCAGGAGGAAGAGGUGGAAACAGGAAACCAUCGGCCUGGGGAGCAGGCAGGAGUGGACACGGGCAGCAUGACCGCCUCUAGGGAGUCCCUCGCCCGAUACCAUGGAGGUGACAGUGGUAUAGGGAUAUCCUGCAAUAAUACUCUUUCUCACGUCCCUCGCACUUCAGUUUUUAAGCGCACGGGAAGAAAACGCCGCCAUGGAGACGAAACAUUUGAUCAUGAGAUCUCUGCCUUUUUUCCUGCCAACUUGGAUUUCCUUGCCCUACAGGAAGUCUUUGACCAUGGAUCAACGAGCAGACUGCGGAGGCAGUUGCAUCGUUACUUCCCCUACGUGUUGAGUGACGUUGGGUGGUACGGUUGGAGAGGCUGCUGCUCCAGGUUUAAAUUCCUGAACAGUGGGCUGAUGCUUGCCAGCCGCUAUCCAAUCCUGGAUGCAAAGUAUGAAUGCUUCCCUAACGGUAGAGGGGAGGACGCACUGGCAGCUAAGGGAGUGCUGUUCACCAAGGUUCAUGUCGGCACCUCCCAUCAGGAGCAGAGGGUCGUUGGAUACAUCGCGUGCACGCACCUCCACGCUAUAGAAGGCGACUCCUCUGUACGAUGUGAGCAGCUGGACCUCCUGCUUCAGUGGGGGGCGGAGUUUCGCCAAUCGUCAUCACAGUCGCCCGAAGGAGAGAAGGUGCUGGAAGACCUGGUGGCCUUUGACGUCAUCUUGGGAGACCUCAAUUUUGACAACUGCUCCUCAGAGGACAAGCUUGAGCAGCAGCACGCACUUUUUACUCAAUACAAGGACCCGUGUCGCCUGGGACCAGGAGAGGACAAACCAUGGGCUCUGGGAACUCUGCUGGAUCCUAGUGGCCUUUACGACGAUGAGGUCAGCUCACCUGAAAGUUUGCAAAAAGUGAUGGAGAACGAGGAAGGCAGGAAAGAGUACCUGGUGUUUCCUCCCAGUAAGAACCAGUGUCCAGCCAACAGUCAGAAGGGAAGGAAGAUCCCCCUGAAGGGCAACGGACGCAGGAUUGACUACAUGCUGUACAGCGAUGAGGGGCUGCAGCAGGACUGGAAACUGGAGCUCGAGGAGUACAGCUUCGUCACCCAGCUGGCUGGCCUGACCGACCACCUGUCUGUGGCCAUGAGACUGGCUGUUUCCACCGGAGAGGAGGAGCAUUAGACGGAUCACCUGAGCUGGUUUUCUUUUUGUUUUGGUCCUUUUUAAAUACUGCCAUGGAUGAAUGGCAGACGAGCUGCAAAACGAGAAGAGUAACUGCUUGAGAGAAACAAAAUGCUGUUCUGGGGGAUUAAAGGGAUGGAGAACAGAUGGAUCGGUAGAAGAGCGCUUGGGUGAAUGGAUAUGAAGAAAGCAGACAGCAUGGAAUAAAAGCUGAAGACAGAGACAAGCAGCGAUUCUGGAAACCAGACACAAGUCAGGCUAGGACUGACUGAGGCCUGGCCUCCAUCACUCACUGUUGAACUAAAUCCAGAAGGUUUUAUAGAGUUUAUUUGUUCAACAUACUGUAGCCAAUUCAACACACUCCAUUUGUUGGUUCUGGUUUAGUUGUAGUGUAAGUAGGAUUUUCAUUUUUUUUUCAUUAUUCUACCUUCAGGGACAAAGAAAACGUGGGUUGAGAGUGAAAUGUGCGGCUGACGACUGACCAUUUGUGUCCUUGUGUUGUGUUCCUUCCUGAAACGUCAUUGGUCAGUUCUUCUGUCAGUCAUUCCCCUUACCAACCCCCCAUCCAUCCCAGGAGCCUCAACAAGUGUCUUUGUCUUUCUAAAAUGAGAAAAAUAAUAUAAUGAUAUGACUUUAUUGUUUUAUUGAUUGCCACACCAAUUUUUAUAGGACGUUUAAUGAUUGUUUAAACCUAUAGUGUAUCUUUUUAAGACUAGGUUUUGUAUAAAGGACUGAAACCGAGGAGGAACGUUGAUGCAUGAAUGCCAUGUUAAAAUUGGAAAGCUGAAAGAAUUUAUUUGGUACAAAAGUGGAAAAUGACGUUUGUGCAUGAAGGGAAGCGGAAUCAGUUGACAUUGCAACUUAAUAAGCUUGUAACACUUGUUUGAAUCAAGAGGCAUUUUGCCCUGAAACACCUAUUAAGUGUCUGCCCUUAUGAUGUUUGUGCAUGUGAAACCCUGAUGGCCUGUAAAUAUGGCCUGAAACACUGAGACACGCACACACAGGAGACAAUCUGCACGCCAGACACCUACUGUAUCAUACAGUAAGUACACAAACCCAUGAAUUAGUGUAGUUAAUACUGAUGCAACAAACCUUAAGGAGUAUUCAGACUCAAAGUAAGAGUGUUUAUAGAAAGUAAAAUAAAUACUUAGUCACAAACCUUUAGCUGAGUAUCCAUUAAAAGUGAAGAAGAGUUGAGCUUGAGUUUGUGGCCAAUUAAUAUGAUCAAUUUAGACUCAAAAAUUAAUAUAAGACACACCUGGACAUUUUAAAUUGCAGUACAGACAGAUAGCGACCUGUAGGAGUUUAAAUUUUAUACCAAUGUCAGUGUAAAGUAAUAGUCAAUGCUAUUACUUUGCUUCCUCGUGUCAGUAGUAAUAACAGACCAUGUGGUUUUGGUGCUUUAUGGACGUGACGUUGAUUCUCAGGAGUCAUAAGUAAAACACAGGCAGAUGUAUGAGAUGUUCAGAGGCGUUACCGCUAGAGCGAAACCUCCACAGUCAGUGUGUGUUUAACUAAUAAAACAUCUUCACUUAAAUGAAUAAGUAUUCAUUUGUUUUACCGGUCGGUUCCUCUGAUCUGCACAGGAAACAGCGUUUACAGCCACUUUGAUCUGUUUCUUGUCAGAUGAGGCGUCAACACAGAUGUGCGCGUUUGCACCUGAGCAGCUCAGUGUGACUUUUUCAAUAGUAACUGGUGUUUUUCUGAAUGCACUGUCAAAGGUUACACAACAUGUACAACACAGUCUGAGAUUGCAGGUUAGCGUGACUGCUUGUUAUGUUAUGUGUGUUCCAACAGUUUGUAGAUGCAUUAUGAGUCCACCUGGCUCCUCCCACUCGGGGUCUCUUUAUGACUCACGUUAUUCUAAUUACUAUGAUUAAUAUAUUAUUCUUAUUUCUUAAUCUUAUGAUUAAAUCUUUUUUUCAACCCUUUUUAGGCUGAGUCUGUGUCAGGCCCCAGUUUAGGAUGAACUUCAGCUUGUUAUUUUUUAUUCAUGUACAUACAAUAUAUAUUAGUUUUUUGGUCAAACAUAAAGGGCGGAAAUGUAAAGAUUUGUCUGGUAACUUUAUGUUAUGAUGAUAACAAACGUUACAAGGUCUGUGUGUGCUGAGUGUGAUGGUGAGCCAUGAAUUUAUGUCACAGAUUAGUUACAAAAUUAACAACAUCUUAGGCACAAGGCAAUAUUCUUAAUAGUUGGUAAAAAAGAUAAACAACAAGUAUCAAGUGUGAUACAUGAAGCUACAUUUUUACAACAAGGCCAAAAAUCUCUUACUUAAUUACAUCAGACAACAAAAUAAAACAUUCAUGCAGACAUACACAUUUUUGGACGAGUGAACAAAAAAUAUUGUUUUUGUGAUUUUUAUACUUGCCUAAUAUUCUUUCCCACAUUCUCUACCUCUAAAGCAAAUGUUCUGAACACCGGUGACUCAAUCAGAGGCUGCGCUGCACAAUGCUACAGAUCAACAGGAGCCAACGGCUAAUUUACAACCCAGCAGAAUCAGACUGAGCCACACACUCGUACCCCACAGACCCACUGCACUGUCAACAAAACACCAAAUCCAUCAGUCAUGUGACGAGGACGUAAAGCUGUUCAUCCUCAGUGCCAAUGGCAGGCCUUUCAGGAAGUGUGACAGAGAGUGGUGGUAGACGCGCGUUUACUGUACAUCAUCAGGUCACUUUGACUGCACCAUGACUUUAACUAAUAGUCAGGACUCCUACAUUGUUUAGGUAUUUAUAAACAUCCUGUUGCUGACUAACUACAGUAUUUUGAUAUUGUGUAAUAUUCCUGAUCCGCACACGUUUCUCUCUUUGUGUUUAGACAGAUUUACUGGUUGGGGCACAGCUAAGCUUUUGUAGCUGUACGUGUUCUAAUGAUGCUUCAGGCUUUACUCUCGCUAGAAGUUAUGGCUCCCUGUGCUUUUAUUUCUUCCUGUUUUUUAAUGGAUCUUUGUCUUUAGAGGGGCUGUUUCUAGCCCAGUCUCUGUUAUGUAGCUAUACGAGAUGCACAGCUUUGCUCUAAACAAGCGUUUUUUUCUUCUGCCUUUUUAAAAAACAAAGUGUUUUCCCUCUGA